AGAAUUAUGACAUUAAUCUCAGAAUUCUGACUUUAAUCUCAGAAUUCUGAGAAAAAAGUCAGAAUUCUGGCUUCACUUUGCGACUUCGAGGGGUUCCAGAAGAAGCCAUUUCGUUAAUGGAAGACCAAAAGUUUGGCAACACCAUCGAGCUAAUGGAUGAUGCACUCCUGGCAGACUGAAGACUGCCGAACACAUUUCCACCUUCUAUUUUUUCAAAAGGCUCCUCGCAACAUUAUUCGAAGAAUUACAGCAGUUUAACUGCUCCCAACACUGCCUGCAAUGCCAGAAUUGGAUGAGCUAAUUAAACUCUACUUCAGACUUUCAUUUAGUAACAAGGAAAUACUUGCGAUUUUAGCACAUAGCAAUCAUAUAGUACUUAGUAUCAGAACUUUAAAAAGAAUUUGUAAAAGACUUGGUCUGUUCAGAAGGAAGAACCAGACUGACUUGGACCAAGUGCUGGCUUUUGUCCAAAAUGAGAUUUUGACCAAUGGACAGAUGCAGGGGUACCGUUGGCUACAUCUUCGCGCAGUUCAACAGGGAUUUGUUGUUUCCCAAGAUACCAUAAGACGCAUUAUCAAGUUGGUUGAUCCACAAGGUGUCGAAUUAAGGCGAGCACGACGCUUGAGAAGACGACAAUACAGCUGCAGAGGGCCAAAUGCACUUUGGCACAUGGACGGCUAUGAUAAGUUAAAGCCCUAUGGCAUUUGCAUCCAUGGCUGUAUAGACGGUUUUAGCCGAUAUGUGUUAUGGAUGGAGGCCUAUACCACAAAUAAUGAUCCUAAAGUGGUUGCAAGUUACUUCAUCAAGACAGUUUCAAGCAUAGUAGGAUGUCCAGAGAGGUUGCGUGCAGACAGGGGCACGGAAAAUGGCUGUGUCGAAGAGAUGCAGAUGUUUUUUCGGAGAAACCACCCUGACAGUUUUGCAGGGGAGAAAAGCUUCCUUUACGGAAGAAGCACAGCAAACCAGCGCAUUGAGGCAUGGUGGGGUACCCUCCGCAAACAGAGUGCACAGUUUUGGAUUAACCUUUUUAAAACUUUCCAGGAUGAUGGGCACUUCACAGGAGACUUUUUGGACAAAAACCUUAUCCAAUUCUGUUUCCUUAAUCUUGUUCAGGAUGAACUGGAUGAAGUUGUCCAUACAUGGAAUUCACACAAAAUCAGACCAAGAUCAAGUAAUGACGUGGGUUCAGGUCGGCCAGUGGUGAUGUACUCGUUCCCAGAGUUACACAGUGCUGAGGAUAGACUCAAACCGAUUGCCAUGGAGGAGGUUACUAUGUGUUUGGAAGAGUGUACUCCCAAAGGCCAGUUUCCUUGCGAUCAAACUGUUUUUGAACUAUGUUGUCUACUAAUGGAAGAGAAAGGAUGGGAUGCUCCAGCAGAUCCACUAGCUGCAGCUGAUCUAUACAUCAUGUUAAGGGAGGAACUACAGGGAUAUAUUUGAUCAAUGAAAUCCACUAUAUGGACGAGUAUUGCUGUGCUGCAGCUAACUCAAGAUGUUGUAUUUUUCUUUCACACUUUUCAAGAAUGUGUUUUUGUUGCUGCCCAAACUUUGCUAAAAGUGGUCAAAAUUACAAUGGUGCAUUUAUUAAUAGACAUUCAGUAGAACCAUUACAGGUUUGAUAUUUAAUAAAAUCUGUUCUUUCCACCUACUUUUCAAGCUGUUUUAUGGUGGCUAGUUGUAACCUGCUACUGGCGAAAUGAUUCACUGUACCUUUUAAAUGAGUCAAUUGAUAUUGGUAAUUUCAGAGCCCUAUUCUGUGCCGUGUUCCAAUACCCGUACUGUCCGUACUUACUAGCCAAAAUUUGA
Messenger RNA from Gadus morhua (Atlantic cod), 1806 nucleotides. RefSeq lists its product as uncharacterized. The record is from RefSeq and is a predicted model, not a curated record. Lineage: Eukaryota; Metazoa; Chordata; Actinopteri; Gadiformes; Gadidae. The transcript has 3 exons. Gene Ontology annotation, molecular function: nucleic acid binding. Bases 280 to 1440 code for a protein of 386 amino acids.